Messenger RNA from Cynocephalus volans (Philippine flying lemur), 3193 nucleotides. RefSeq names its product Opa interacting protein 5 (gene OIP5). The record is from RefSeq and is a predicted model, not a curated record. Bases 104 to 790 code for a protein of 228 amino acids. Gene Ontology annotation, cellular component: nucleus; chromosome, centromeric region; chromatin. Lineage: Eukaryota; Metazoa; Chordata; Mammalia; Dermoptera; Cynocephalidae. Gene Ontology annotation, biological process: chromosome segregation; CENP-A containing chromatin assembly. The transcript has 5 exons.
GGUGCGCGGCAGACACACGGCCCAUGACGUCCAAUGAGAACGCAAGAACCGCGCUUGGGGCGGGGCCUGGUGCCUAUUCGAAACAGGCGGCAGCUGCAGGAAGAUGGCCGUGCCGCCUCUCCGUCUUCGAUCUCGCUAUGCAAAGCUGCCCGCAGGUGACUAUGAUGGCGCUAAGAAGGCGACUGACGAACCUUCUCUUACGACUUCCCUGGAGUGGGACACGCAGGUGGUGAUGGGGUCCUCGCCGCUCGGCCCUGCGGAGCUGGGGGCGGAGGAGCCGGCCGCCGGCCCGCGGCUACCGUCAUGGCUGCAGCCCGAGAGGUGCGUCGUAUUCCAGUGCGCGCAGUGCCACGCGGUUCUCGCCGACUCUGUGUAUCUCGCCUGGGACCUGUCGCGUUCCCUCGGAGUCGUGGUCUUCUCUAGAGUCACAAAUAACGUCAUUUUGGAAGCGCCCUUCCUAUUUGGCUUUGAUGGUUCGUUCAAAGGCAGCACUUACAACCUUUUAUUCUGUGGAUCCUGUGGGACUCCCAUUGGUUUCCAUCUAUAUUCUACCCAUGCUGCCCUGGCUGCCUUGAGAGGUCACUUCAGCCUUUUCAGUGACAAAAUGGUGUGCUAUCUCUUAAAAUCAAAAGCCAUAGUAAACGCAUCUGAGAUGGAUCUUCAUAUUGUACCUCUACCAGAAAAGAUUGCAGAGCUGAAAGAGAAGAUAAUGGUAACACAUACUCACUUAAAUUCACUAAUGAAGAUUGUGAAGGAAGUGACUCCUGACCAGUCCAAGCCAGAAAACUGAUCCAGAACCAGGGCUUGAGUACCAAGUUCAGGCUUUAUUGCCGUCUUCAACAACAGGUGCUGUUUGGUCAUUUCUUGAAGACUGACUUCAAGAAUGGGGAGUGUGGGGGUGUGUGCAGUUUAUUUUGUUUAUCUCUAGGCUAAUUUUCUAAGUGAUUUGUAAAACUGUUUUUAGAGAGAAGCUAAAGAGUCUUCUGUCCAGGUUUCAUAGCUAUUUGCCUUAAGAACUCAUUUUAGCUUCUUAUCAAUUUCACAUUUAUCUCAGAAAACAUCUUUGACUGCAAAUUUAGGAAUUAGGAUGCAGUGUCCCAUGUGUCCACUGACCUAAAGAUGCAUGGUUGGUCUGAGAUUAGGGCUGGUCUUAAUGCUGAGUACUAGUAUUCCUACAUGCAGCAGGUGUUAUAUGAGUACUGAUCUUUUUUUCUUACGUAAAAUACAAAUACAUAAUAUUCUAUAGGUAAUAAAUAAAUUGACUGGAUAAUAUACAAUUUGUCACUUUUCACUUGUGAACUAAGCUUAACAGGCUAACAAUGAAAGGAAGCACUAAAACAUCAAAUAUUCAUUGAAGUACUGUUUUCUCUAAGUUUGUUUUAUGUAGCACUUUGGCUGAGUAGCUUAACAAAAUGUUUAUUUAAUAACUAUCUAUAAGGUAUUGUGCUAGGUACUGGACAUAAAAGGUAAGCAAAAUAGCCACUCUGUAUUCUCACAGAGCUUAUAAUCUAGUCAUACAUCAUAGACAAAUAGUCACAUAAAGACAUGUAAAAUCAGGGCCGGCCCAUGGCUCACUCGGGAGAGUGUGGUGCUGCUAACACCAAGGCCCUGGGUUCGGAUCUCAUAUAGGGAUGGCCGGUUAGCUCACUGGGUGAGCGUGGUGCUGAUGACACCAAGUGAAGGGUUAAGAUCCCCUUACCGGUCAUCUUUAAAAAAAAAAAGAGACAUGUAAAUCAUGACUAUAGUAAAGAGUUUUGAAGAGAAGAGAGAGAGCUAUAAGCACAUACAGUAGGUAACUGACCUGGUCUGGAGUUCAGGGAAGGCCUCUCUGAGGAAUUAAUGUUUCCGCAGUGAAACUCCUGAAAGAUGAGUAGGAAUUAAUAAGGUGAGGGAGGGAAAACAGCAUGUGGGAAGGCCUUAUGAGGUCCUUUGAGGCUCUUAAAAGGUCUGCAAGUUGUAAAGGUAGCCAGAAACCAGAGAGUAGAAGGCCUUACUGGCCUCCUGAAGGAUGUUUGUUUUUAUCCCAAAAACAAUGGGACACCCUUGAAGAAUUUUAAAAGGGGGAGGUGUGUGACAGGAUCAAACUUACUUUUUUAGAAACUCAUUUUAUGGUUAUCCUGUGGAUGGGUAGGAGGGGCUAUGGCACUAGCACAAUCAAGAAAUGGUAUAUCCAAGUAGUGGAGGAUAGAGAAGUUAACUAGGUUAAGAUGUAGCUAGCAGAAAUUUUUUAUAGUAGAUUUUUUUCCAUUUUAUACUACAUAUAGAACAUUUUCCUUUAAAAAUGUUUUAAAUUGGAGAAAAUUCUGAUUUGCUUGCUUUAUGCUUUUGAGUUGCAAAAUUUGUUCCUAUAAGCAAGAGUGAUGCUUCCUGGCAACAAACAGCACCAGAAAAGCUUUUACUGCUUAUAAAGAAUGGGACCUAAAAAAUUAGGUAUUCAAAUACUCAAUAAUGCUAAGGUUUUUUAUAUGUGUGGAUAUGUCUACCUCAACAGAUUUCCUUUAUCUAAAUUUAAAAGCUGUUCUUAUGUAGCUAUUUUUCUUAACCUCCGGAUUUGCCAUUUUGGUUGAGAAUUUCAGUACAAAAUUAAAUGCUUGAACCUGACACCAAAUUAGGCUGGCUGGCUUUAAGUAGAUUUUUUUUUUUUUUUUUCAAAAAUUACCUGCUCACCCUAGAAAAAAUUCAAAUAUACUACAGAUAUGAGACAAAACAAAGAGUGCAAAUACACUUCUUUCCCUUACAUUUUUGAGAGGCACAAUAUAGCAUGCUGACGAGUGGGCUCUGGAACUAAACUGUUUGGAUUCAAACUAUGGCUUAGGUACUUAUUAGCCAUGGAUGUGAAGAAUUAAUUUAAACUGGUUUUGUUUCCUUCUAUGUAACUAGAGCUAAGUGACUUAGUGAAUUAAUGAAUACAUCUAAUGUAAUUAGUGUUUAGCUCAAUACUAAGUGCUCAAUAAAUACUAGCUAUUAACCUUCAUGUAUGUGGAUACACACUUAUAGACAUAAAAUAAAGGCAACUGUAUAUAUGUCGAAAAAAGUAUUUUAAAACUCCAUGUGGCUGUAAGAACAACAAACAUCACACACUGAAGUUGUAAACUUUUGAGUUUCUUAGUUAAUGGCAGAAACGAUCUCCAUUUUUGUAACACCAACAUGUAGCACCGUAUGUGGAAUGUGAAGUUUGUCAAUAAAUAUUUGU